Daphnia pulex (common water flea) is the source of this 2065-nucleotide messenger RNA. It is a transcript of the gene emei, whose product is annotated as transmembrane protein 161B-like. The record is from RefSeq and is a predicted model, not a curated record. NCBI's taxonomy places the organism in Eukaryota, Metazoa, Arthropoda, Branchiopoda, Diplostraca, Daphniidae. Bases 222 to 1736 code for a protein of 504 amino acids. The transcript has 12 exons.
GCGCAUUUUUUUCGAUUGCUGUCUGCUGUCGUACAGAAAGCGUGAGCCCACCGUGAGGAAGUUCCUUAAGACCGAUAAUUUAGUCUAUCGAAGAUUUUAUUUUGGUAUUCUAUACGUGUGGCCAGUUUAUUCUUGUAAAUCAGAAGGGCCCAGCCCAUUGAGCAGUUUGCCGGCUGAAAUUUUGUCAUUUUAGAGUUGGAAACCUUUUCUAUUUGCUCAAAAUGGCUGUUUUAGGAGUUCAAUUGAUAGUCACUUUGCUCACCAUCAGCAUCAUGCAAAAAGUGACUCAACGAUUUUCAUUUGGGAAAUGGAUCCUGUGCAAAACAGGGCUGGUGUACUACCUCCACCCUACCGAUGCAGAGUUGAGAAAGUUAGCAGGACUUCCGCAGCCCAAACCAAAGCCAAAGCCUAAAGAAGGAGACAAUAAACGAGGGAAGCACAAAAGAAAGUGGGCAGAGGAACCUGUAGAAGAUAAGACAUUUACAGUUCCCAGAAAUUUGGAUUUACAGCUUGAAACUGCCAAAAUAUUUCCUAAAGAUGUUUUACAACUCAAGUUUUUCACUGAAUUUGUUUGGUUGGUUGACUACAGUGUAUUCGUCCUAGUUGUCUAUCUUAUAACAGAGGUCUACUGUGGGGUGUUUCCUAAGGGUAAUCAAGAAGUUAACCUUAGUAUGCUGUGGUGCCUUCUACUUAUUGGAUUUGCCUUAAAAUCGCUUUGCAGUGUCACUAGUCUUUACUUCUGGAACACCGAAGCUGCUGCUGAGAGGUCAUUGGUUCUUGUCGGUGGAUCGUUUUGCUUCGUCCUUGCCUUAGGAUUGCUAUUGAUUGACGAAUCUAACCUGGAGAUCGGAUUGGAUGCUGCAUAUUCCUCUUUCAAUAAAAGUGCAUCCGUUUUCUUAGAACGCCAAUCGAUGGAUUCAGAAGGUCCUGCUUCCAAGUUGAUUCUGAAACUCUGCUUUGCUGUGUGGUGCGGAAUUACGGGUGCUCUAUUUAUAUUUCCUGGUUUGCGAGUGAGUCGCAUGCAUCUAGAUGCUUUACGUUAUUGUAGCGAAAGAAAAGUGUUAAAAAUGUUCAUGUACAUCAAUCUGGUAUCGCCGUUCCUGCUUUCCCUUCUUUGGGUUCGCCCUUUGGCGAGGCAUUAUUUCUCCGUCCGAAUCUUCGGUAACAUGGAAGCCCCACUCAUGAAUGAUGCAACAUUCGACAGCAUGCGUCUUUGGUUGUGUGUAGUUUUCAGCAUCGUUCGGAUCGUUUCCGCACCAUCUUGCUUCCAGGCUUAUCUCAACUUAGCCCAAGAGAAGAUUGAAAACAUGAAAAAAGAGGCUGGUCGAAUUUCGAAUGUUGACCUUCAGAGAAAGAUUGCUAUUAUUUUCUACUAUCUUUGUGUGGUUGGAUUGCAAUUCGUUGCACCGGUUAUCCUUUGUGUCGGUUUUACGUUGAUGAACAAAACUUUGGGAGGCUACGGUUGGUUUGGUCAACAUCAUUAUAACCCAGACGAGUGCGAUCCACAGCAGGAACCAAAAGCAACUCUCUCAACUCUUUUGCCAAAUGACGAGACCACUUUGGUUGACGCCAGAGAACAGUGGCUUGCGGCCCUCAGCACAUUUCACCAGAUAUUUUCGUACGAAGUAUUUCGUGGCAUUUUCGGGUUUGCCAACUGGUGGAUGCAAUUUUUGUCUUUCUUCACAAUUGGCUGUGGUCUCGCCUACCAGUCCUAUUUUUUUGAUGGAGUAGUGUGAAACCGAGACGAACAUGUCUAAUGGACGAACAGUGCCGUGCAUCACAAUUUUGGCGGCGUGCAGAUACUUGCAAUUCAAAGUAGUCCCGUGUCUUCUGCUGUCGGAUGGAUGCAAAUACAGCACAAGUAGUCAAUCUCCGUAGGAAACCCCUGUGGUUCAUUGUGUGUGAAUUGCGUGCGUGUGUGAGUGAGCGUUUACUUCUACAUUUUGAAACAACAGAUCUCAUUCGAGUUCGGCCUGGAUGAUGACGAUUAAGGAUCUGUGAACAAAUCCCUUAUUUGCCUACCCUGUUAAACUAUUUAUGAAUAAAUAGUUAAUUUAUUUGAUAA